GAAGUCAUUAACAAAAAAAAAAAAAUAGAAUAAAAUAUCUUUGAUACAACUCAAAAACACUAUCUACCGUUUUUUCAAUUCGGUUUGUUCUAGCGUAUUGGCAGUGUUUAAAAAGCCAGCCGGGCCCAUAAAACCCCAAGCGUUGCUGGUGUUGGUUUCUAUAAUAGAUUAUCUCCCGUGGGGCGUUCUUAUUAUUAUCGCUUUGACUUUCUCGGUGACCGGCCACUACGUAGAUUUUGGGUUCACUGCGUUUGUUGGCUAUACUUAUUGUACCGGAUAGAGUCUUGUAUCCAAAUGGCGAAGGAUAAUCUAACUGCUGUGUUGUAUGGGAUUGAAGAUCUCCGCUUGGAACAACGUCCCAUCCCCAUACCGAAGGACGAUGAGGUGCUGCUGGAGAUGGACAGUGUCGGAAUAUGUGGAUCCGACGUGCACUAUCUGACCAAUGGUCGCAUCGGAGAUUUCAUCCUCACGAAGCCGAUGGUGAUCGGACACGAAGCUUCCGGUGUUGUUAGCAAAGUAGGAGCUAGCGUUAAGAAUCUCAAACCCGGUGAUCGCGUUGCAAUUGAACCGGGACAUGGCUGUCGAGUUUGUGAAUUCUGUAAAACCGGUCGGUACAAUCUAUGUGCUGAGAUGAUUUUCUGCGCGACGCCACCGUACGAUGGCAAUUUGACUCGGUACUACACGCACCCUGCCGAUUUCUGCUACAAGCUCCCGGACCACGUCACCAUGGAAGAAGGGGCCCUGCUGGAGCCGCUUUCAGUUGGAGUUCAUGCAUGCAGGCGAGCUGGUGUCGGUCUCGGUUCUCGCGUUCUGGUACUAGGAGCUGGACCGAUCGGAUUGGUAACGUUGAUUACGGCGAGGUCUAUGGGCGCUGGAAGAAUAGUUGUAACCGAUUUGCUACAAAACCGCCUGGAUGUAGCAAAAGAACUUGGGGCUGAUGCGACCUUGGUCAUCGAAAAAGGAGUCUCAGAGCAGGAUGUAGUUAAGAAAAUACAUGCCCUUUUCGGUGGUACCGCACCAGAUAAGACGAUCGAUUGCAGCGGAGCUGAGGCAACCAGUAGACUGUCGAUUUUGGCAACAGAAUCGGGCGGUUGUGCUGUUCUUGUAGGAAUGGGCCCUCCGGAAGUUAAGCUGCCCUUGGUCAAUGCUUUGGCACGAGAGGUUGACAUCCGUGGCGUGUUUCGUUACUGCAACGACUAUCCGGCAGCGCUCGCUCUGGUGGCCAGCGGCAAGAUCAAUGUGAAACGUCUGAUUACGCACCACUUCAAUAUCGAAGAAACGGCCGAAGCUUUCAACACGUCCCGGCAUGGGCUGGGAGGGGCAAUCAAAGUUAUGAUCCAUGUACAACCUCGCGACAAGAAUAACAAAAAAUAAAUAUCCGAGUAUAUAUUUA
This is a messenger RNA of Uranotaenia lowii, 1393 nucleotides long. Its product is annotated as sorbitol dehydrogenase-like. Gene Ontology annotation, biological process: D-sorbitol catabolic process. Lineage: Eukaryota; Metazoa; Arthropoda; Insecta; Diptera; Culicidae. Gene Ontology annotation, molecular function: L-iditol 2-dehydrogenase (NAD+) activity; zinc ion binding. Bases 295 to 1374 code for a protein of 359 amino acids. The transcript has 5 exons. The record is from RefSeq and is a predicted model, not a curated record.